AUGACCGAUUCAACACAUGCACAUACCAAUUUUCACGUCUACCCCUUAUGGGAGACAAUGGUCAUCCUCCUGGUUGUGGCAGCUGUGGUCUACCCGCUGGUUUACUAUUUCCAGGACCCCAAGCAAUUACGGCGAUUUCCAGCCCCAAGCAUCGCAGGGUUCUCAAAUAUCUGGAUGAUGUAUCAACAAUACAAUCAUAAGCGUGCCCUCUCCACUCACGCUGCACAUGAGCGCUUGGGUAAGAUUGUCCGCGUUGGGCCAAACCACCUCUCUUUCAUCGGCCGGCAAGCCACCAAGGACAUAUAUGGGCACGGUACGCCGGCUCAGAAGGAUAAAUUCUAUAUUUCAUUCACCGGUACACAUGAAAGUAGCCUCGAUGUGACGGAUCGACAUAUGCACAGCGAGAAGCGGAAGCGACUUGCGGCUGCAUUUGCGCAGAAACGCAUUGCUGACAUGGAGCACCUUGUGGUCGAGGACAUCCAACGGCUGUUGGUUCGAUUCGACAAGGCCACCGACUGCGGAGAAAACAUCAACGUGCGGUGGUACAUUAAUAUGCUGCUCUUCGACCUCACGGGUGACCUCGUAUUCAGCCAGAACCUCGGCUGCGUGGAACGUGGGGACGAUAUGAUGCAGGCGCAGAAGCUUGACGGGACAAAAUACUGGACCAAGCCUGCAGAUGCGCUUCGUAAUUCCCUUCGCAUUGGUUCGACGAUGGGUUGGAACGCCGACUACUUCCGCCUGCUCAAGAGACUGACUUGGUGGCACGAGGGCUGGAAGGGAGGCGCCGACUUCACGGCCAUUGUGCUGCACAUGGUUCGCACACGGCUGGAGAAGGAGAAGGAAGGCGUGGAGCUCAACGACUUCUUCAAAUCUCUGCUUUGGGACCGCAAUGGUGAGCCCCUGGGCCUUGAGAUCGGAGAGAUGGUUGCCGAGUGCGGCCUGCUCCUCAAUGCUGGCUCUGACACGACAUCGAUCGUUCUCACGGGAGCGAUAUUCCUUUUGACCAAGUGGCCACACACUGCUGAGAAGCUACGGAAAGAGCUUGAUGACGCCCUGGGUGAUUCAGAAGAUCCCGGCGUCUGUGCUUUCGAUGAAGUCAAAAACCUGCCCUACUUGCGUGCCUGCGUCGACGAGGCAAUGCGAAUGAGGCCUCCACUUCGUGGCGGGUUGCCGCGCGUGACACCUCCGGAGGGUAUGAUGAUCGCUGGCGAGUGGAUCGCCGGAAACACGACUGUCUCGGUGCCGACGUACUCCCUUCAUCAUGACCCAGAUUUGUUUUCAGAUCCCUGGACGUACAAGCCGGAACGGUGGCUCGAGGCUGAUGCUGCGGACUUGCAGCAAGUCUUCAUUCCUUUCUCAGCUGGUGGACGUGGAUGCAGUAAGUGGACUUUUAAACUUACCGCUAUAGGGGUGCUAAUCGUUCCUGCAGUUGGCCGAAAUGUCUCGUAUUUGGAACUCCUCGUUGUCAUCUCAACGCUGAUGCGACGCUAUGAGUUCGAAUUUGAGAAGCCCGAUUUCGAGCUCGAGACGAAAGAUACAGUGAAUGCGCAUCCGGGACCUAUGAUGAUGAAAAUUCGAAGAAGAGUGCCUAAAGUUGAAGCCGGCUGA
Messenger RNA from Exophiala bonariae, 1608 nucleotides. RefSeq lists its product as uncharacterized. Gene Ontology annotation, molecular function: oxidoreductase activity, acting on paired donors, with incorporation or reduction of molecular oxygen; monooxygenase activity; heme binding. The coding region runs from base 1 to 1608 and encodes 535 amino acids. The record is from RefSeq and is a predicted model, not a curated record. The transcript has a single exon. NCBI's taxonomy places the organism in Eukaryota, Fungi, Ascomycota, Eurotiomycetes, Chaetothyriales, Herpotrichiellaceae.